UGGUAACUGUAUUCAUUUGUUUCUCUCUUUAAUUUAUCAUAUUCACAUUCUUCUUAGUUGUGCAGCCUACGUUUUGCCCUCUUGUGGGAUGUUGCUGUCAUGUACUGAUGAAUGUGUAUUCAAUACUUUUAUCCAUGUGGUUACUGUGGUCCUCAGAGGAAAUAGCUCAGGACAGUGACCAGUCAGACUUGGAUGAAGACGACGACCAGAUGGCUGCUUCUACAUCAUUUUCUACGCCCUCCACACCUUCAUCAUCCUCCAGACCUUCAUCCUCCACACCUUCAUCAUCCUCCAGACUUUCAACGUCCUCCACACCUUCACCAUCCUCCAGUCCUUCAUCAAAUAAAUCCAGUGAGAGAGAGAGAUCCACCAGUGGAAAGCACAGCACACCUCCAGCUCAAGGUUCUUCACAAAGGAGAAGAAAGUGGUCGGAGGAGGAGGUCCAGGCAGUGGAGAAGACGCUGAAUAGCUUCAUAAGGUCCAGGAGGGUUCCAGGAAAAGCAGACUGCGUGAGAUGUAUUGAGGAGUCUCCACAGGCCCUACAGGACAGGAGCUGGACAGCAGUAAAGUUCUAUGUCAAAAACCGAAUUGAUGCUGCCAAAAGAGGGAGAUAAGCUGCUGCUGCUCUGAAUUUAUUUUCAGUUAAGAAAAAGAGUUGAGUUGAAUUAGAACAGGUAUUCUAUCUUGCCAAGUUAAAAUGCACAAUAUUUGCAUUUCGUUCUGUGAUUAAUUUUUUGAUGUGCAUCUUUAACAGUGUUGGUUGAAUAAGCUGCCAAAGAGGGAGAUGAGCUGCUGCUCUGAGUUUAUUUUGAGUUAAGAAAAAGAGUUGAGUCGAGUUAGAAUAGGUUUUCUAUCUUGCUCUGGCAAGAUAGGCUCCAAGCUCUGGGCUCUG
Molecule: messenger RNA, 892 nt
Organism: Epinephelus fuscoguttatus (brown-marbled grouper)
Lineage: Eukaryota; Metazoa; Chordata; Actinopteri; Perciformes; Serranidae
Product: putative protein TPRXL
Exons: 3
Coding region: 108-614 (168 amino acids)
Source: RefSeq, a predicted model, not a curated record